This is a messenger RNA of Urocitellus parryii (Arctic ground squirrel), 3089 nucleotides long. Lineage: Eukaryota; Metazoa; Chordata; Mammalia; Rodentia; Sciuridae. The record is from RefSeq and is a predicted model, not a curated record.
GCCGUCGCCGUCGCGCAGAGAGCUGAGGAAAGCGGAGCCGAGAUGAAUCUUCUAGAUGCAAGAGAACCUGGAGUGAUGUAGUCAUUUGCCAAAUCUCACUGAAGCUUAUCCCUUUGACAUCUUCAGACACUUGUGCUGUCCCAGGCAGACAGAACAGCAGCAGCAUCAUGGAGAGAUGGCACUGAAGCUUCUGAGAGUCCAUCCUUUGUCCCCAGAAGUCUGAUUUUGAAGCUGGGUCACCUUCCAUUUAUUACUCAGCACACCCCCCAUCCCCAGUGAUUCUGUCUGGAGUUGCCUGCAGAAUGUACCUUCCAAGCUGACAAUGUCAAAGUUAAGAGCUGGCUUCAGAAUUCCAUCCCAGGCCAGGGUGUGGGAUGGCAGACAGGUUAGCAAGCAAACUCUGUAGAGGGGACUGGAGGAUCUAGCUACUCUUUACGUCCAUCCUGGCAGCCUGGGGCCCUUCUCCCUGGCAUACCAACACCAUGGAUUCCCCAGGGUACAACUGCUUUGUGGACAGAGACAAAAUGGAUGCUGCAAUUCAGGACCUGGGGCCAAAGGAACUAAGCUGCACUGAACUGCAGGAGCUAAAGCAGCUGGCACGCCAGGGAUACUGGGCUCAGAGCCACGCCCUGAGGGGAAAGGUGUACCAGCGUCUGAUCCGGGACAUCCCCUGCCGCACAGUCACACCUGACGCCAGUGUGUACAGUGACAUUGUGGGCAAAAUUGUGGGCAAGCACAGCAGCAGUAGCCUGCCCCUGCCAGAGUUUGUGGACAACACCCAGGUGCCCAUCUAUUGCCUGAAUGCUCGGGGCGAGGGUGCCGUGCGCAAAAUCCUCCUGUGCAUUGCCAACCAGUUCCCUGACAUCUCCUUCUGCCCAGCCCUGCCAGCUGUUGUGGCCCUGCUACUUCACUACAGCAUUGAUGAGGCUGAAUGCUUCGAGAAAGCCUGCCGCAUCCUGGCUUGCAAUGACCCCAGCAAGAAGCUAAUUGACCAGAGUUUCCUGGCCUUUGAGUCAUCCUGUAUGACAUUUGGGGACCUGGUAAACAAGUACUGCCAGGCGGCCCACAAGCUGAUGGUGGCUGUGUCAGAGGAUGUCCUGCAGGUCUACUCUGACUGGCAGCGCUGGCUGUUUGGAGAGCUGCCCCUCAACUACUUUGCCCGUGUCUUUGAUGUCUUCCUGGUGGAAGGCUACAAGGUGUUAUACCGUGUCGCUCUGGCCAUUCUCAAGUUCUUUCACAAGGUGAGAGCUGGUCAGCCUCUUGAGUCAGACAAUGUAAAGCAGGACAUCCGCAUGUUUGUCAAGGAUAUUGCUAAGACGGUGUCCCCUGAGAAGCUGCUAGAGAAAGCAUUUGCCAUCCGUCUCUUCUCCCGCAAGGAGAUCCAACUCCUGCAGAUGGCCAAUGAGAAAGCACUGAAGCAGAAAGGUAUCACGGUCAAGCAGAAGAGUGUCUCACUUUCUAAAAGGCAGUUUGUGCACCUGGCCGUCCAUGCAGAGAACUUCCGCUCUGAGAUUGUCAGCGUGAAGGAGAUGAGAGAUAUCUGGUCUUGGGUCCCUGAGCGGUUUGCCCUUUGCCAGCCCCUUCUACUUUUCUCCUCAUUGCAGCAUGGGUACAGUCUAAGCAGGUUCUAUUUCCAGUGUGAGGGACACGAACCUACCCUCCUGCUCAUCAAGACCACACAGAAGGAGGUGUGUGGAGCUUAUCUAUCAACAGACUGGAGUGAGAGAAACAAGUAUGGAGGCAAACUGUCCUUCUUCGGAACUGGAGAGUGCUUUGUGUUUAGGCUGCAGCCAGAGGUACAGCGUUACGAGUGGGUAGUCAUCAAGCACCCAGAGCUUACCAAGCCCGUACCCUGCACAUCCUCCCACUCCAGCUGUUCAGACCCAGCUGACCGACUCUCACCAUUCCUGGCUGCUCGGCACUUCAACCUGCCCUCCAAGACUGAGUCCAUGUUCAUGGCUGGGGGCACUGACUGCCUCAUCAUCGAGCCUGAAGCUCUUGGUGGGCCUUUCCUUGCUGCAAGUCCACCUGAAGAGGUGGCCCCAGGAGGGAUUUUCUUUGAUCAACCUCCCAAACAGCCAGUGCCAUUCCCAGAGGCCUGCCCAGAGAUGCCUGGACUCGCUGUGGCUUCUCAGCCCUCCUCUUUCCAUCUCCGUGGCCUCCUUGAGCCUCCCACAGUCUCUACAGUCAUCCUGUUUUCCCCUCUUGACACAAUGGCCACCAGGCCAGGUUCAAACUCGGACCCCUCAGCAUGGAUGCUUGCCUCAGUCCUGCCCUUCCUACUUCUCUUCAUUGGGCCCUGCACUUCCCUAGGUCCUGCCCACAUAACACCUCCUGGUCUUCUCUGCCUACUACAUCCGUUCUCUAUAUGCCUCUCCAGCACUGUGGCUGGCCACAUGUCAUGGUUUUCUGUGUGCUGCCCCCUCCCCUUAGAUCCUUCAGGCCCCUGGGCAUCUGUACUGCCUGAGCCCUGUGCUGACCUUGUGCAUGGCAGGUGCCAAGGGAAUACUUCUCUCUGAGCACUGCAGGGAGUAUACCUCCCUGUACCCUCCCAUUCUGCCCUGUGAACUCCCUCAGCCAGUCCUGAGGGUCUGGACACCAGAGAGAAGAGGGGAGAAGCAGUGACCCAAGUGGAUGUUGGGCCAUUGAGACCUGGGAAAUAGGACAGAUGCCUAGUCCCACCUGGCUGCAGCCAGCACCUCUCAUUGUCACUGUGCACUGCACUAAUGCCUCUUCCAACACCAUGCUUACCCUUCCUGUGAGGGGUUCAUCCCCUUUUGCCUGUCUAGUCAUGUCUCCUCUGAGCUGGGUAAUGGUGUACAGGAGCAGUACAGGAACCUUAUGUGGCUUUGGGUAAGCUGAUAAACUACCUGGAGUUCAAGUUUCCCACCUUGAGAUGGGGCAGUUCUCCUGCCAUGCUGUCCUCUUGGACAGGGGAAUCACAUGAAUCCCUCUUCAGGGGAGAGGUGCUAAGAGGUAGUGACAUUGCUCCCCCAGGGUGCCACAGCCCUUACUGUCCRCCCCCUUUUUUUUUGAGCCCCCCACUGUCCAGACCUGUAACCUACUAUGUUGUUGUUCAUUAAAUACAG